CCUGUACUAGUAUUCGCGUAUUUUGUAGUAGUGGGAGGAGUUGGGUAUGUAAGGCUGUUGAACUGUCACGGUGGUGCAAGAACGCAAAAUGAAGCAGUGAAUCCCUCUGGAAUGUCCUGCGGAUGAUAUAUAGUUUGUCAUUUUCUUUGGCGUGUGAUAAUUAGAAAAAGUGAUGUUUGAGAAUUUUAGAGAACGACUGCUGACUGUUCAGCAGGAUUUGGCAACAGGGUUGAAGACACUGAGUGACAAAUCACGAGAUGCAGCAGUGAAGAAGAAAGAAAGGGGAAUUGAACAUCUUCCGAAGUUCUCUGCUGGUGUGGAAUUGUUAAGCAGGUAUGAAGAUACAUGGGCAACCCUCCACAGACAAGCCAUGGAAUGUGCAAAAGCUGGAGAGGUAGUGGAUGGUGAAGUGAUAAUGCUUUCUGCAUACUGGGAGAAGAAGAGGAAUGCCUUGUCGCAGCUGCACGAGCAACUGCAACACAUACCUGCCUUUGUAAUGGAUUUGAAGUGCAUCACAUCACGACUGGCUCAACUGGAAGCAGAUUUUGAGGAGUUAGAUGGUCAUCUGAAUCACCUGGAAGACCUCUGUAGACAGUGUGAGUUACAAAGGCUCAAGCACAUGCAGUCCCUGCAGCUGGAGAGCUACAAAAUGAAAAAGAGGAAAGCACUUGAAGCCAUCAAAGUUGAACUAGAUGCAGAUCAUGCCCAUAAAGUGUUAGACAUGGAACAUGCACAGCAGAUGAAGCUACGAGAACGGCAGAAGUUCUUUGAAGAAGCAUUUCAGCAUGAUAUGGAGCAAUACCUGUCAACUGGGUACUUACAGAUAGCAGAAAGACGAGAGCCCAUAGGAAGCAUGUCUUCAAUGGAAGUGAAUGUUGAUGUGUUGGAACAAAUGGAUCUGAUGGACAUGUCGGACCAGGAAGCAUUAGAUGUCUUUCUGAACACUGGAGGAGAAGAAAAUAGUGUCACCUCACCGACAUUAGGGCCAGAACCAGAUGCUUGUCCAAAUGAGAUAACUCUUAACGUUCCAAGCCAGUCAGAGCUGAGGCAGAAAUUCUGUUCACUGUCUUCGACAUGCACGGACUCUGUUAGCCAGGAUGUCAGUGAAGAAGGUGGAGAUUCCCCUGUUGUCCAGUCUGAUGAAGAAGUCGUCCAGGUUGACAACAUACUCGCUACUUUAAAUGCUGAUGCAAAAGAGAAUUCAGAUGGAAGUGACUAAAAAGGACUGACACUUGCUUUCAGAUUGCUCAAUCUACUUCACUGUGCUAAAAAGCUGAUUUUCAGACUGCUGUUGAACAAAGUGAGAACCACUGUUUAUUCAUCGGCUAACCCUCAAGUAUUUCUUUUCAGAGUGGGUCAUUCAGUAUGUAUGGUAUCUGAUUAAGCACAGCAGUAGCUGUUGCCAGAAGGUUGAGUGUUUCUUUCCAGAAUCAGAAACCAAUAAAAGUGUGUACCUUCCAAUAUAUUUUUCAGUAAAUUGCGUUUAUAUAUAA
Molecule: messenger RNA, 1493 nt
Organism: Protopterus annectens (West African lungfish)
Lineage: Eukaryota; Metazoa; Chordata; Ceratodontiformes; Protopteridae
Gene: DTNBP1
Product: dystrobrevin binding protein 1
Exons: 10
Coding region: 173-1219 (348 amino acids)
Biological process (GO): anterograde synaptic vesicle transport; regulation of synaptic vesicle exocytosis; neuron projection development
Cellular component (GO): plasma membrane; synaptic vesicle membrane; cytoplasm
Source: RefSeq, a predicted model, not a curated record